Molecule: messenger RNA, 3771 nt
Organism: Cloeon dipterum
Lineage: Eukaryota; Metazoa; Arthropoda; Insecta; Ephemeroptera; Baetidae
Product: neuronal calcium sensor 2
Exons: 5
Coding region: 542-1102 (186 amino acids)
Molecular function (GO): calcium ion binding
Source: RefSeq, a predicted model, not a curated record
UUAAAUGGCGUGGAAGUUUGUUUGAAGACUCGCUAUACUUAAGUUAGUUAGUUGUUCUGCUUUUCGUUGCGGGCCAAACAAACUAAAAGGUGUCGGGCUGCUAAAAAUAGUCGCGACUUUUUAUACAUAAACAUUAUUGAUUCAACUACAUAGCUCAUCAGAGAAAAGUUUGCCGUUGACGCGGGUGUUCGUGCAAAAGAAUGAACUUUGCGAGAAAUCCGCCAUUCCAAUUCACUUUCGUUGCACAAAUCUCGCUGAAAAUACUCCACCGGGCGGCCUGUAGUUGCUCCCUUUCCAUGUCCGACCCAAUGCUGGUUAUUCUGGUUAUAUUCUGAUUGAAAUCUCUGCUGAGUUGUUGUUGUAUUGUGGUGAAUAUUUUAAUGUACCGUAACGGACACUGCAAGAGGCGGAAGAGCGAAGAAACAAGAAUGCAGUGUGUGAUUUUGAGUGAUAUUCGCUGCAACGUGCGUCAUUGCGCUCGUCGGCAAACAAACAAGACAGUGUUGUGUGGUGAUCGUCUAGGCGUCGUUAGUGUGUCACGAUGGGGUGUUUCGGAAGCAAAGAAAAACUCUCCAAAGAAGACAUGGAGUUCCUCAAGACUCACACUCGGUACGACGAGGCAACAAUCAAAGAAUGGUACAAAGGCUUCAAGCAAGACUGUCCGAACGGACAGCUGACGCCGGCCAAAUUCGUGGAUAUGUACAAGAUGUUCUUCCCGAGCGGCAACGCUGAAGAAUUCUGCGACCACGUUUUCCGCACGUUCGAUAUGGACAAGAACGGCUACAUCGACUUUAAGGAAUUUUUGUUAGCCAUCGACGUAACCUCGUCUGGAACCCCAGAAGAGAAACUCAAGUGGGCGUUCCGCAUGUACGACGUCGACGGCAACGGUGUCAUAGACAUCCAGGAAAUGACCAAAAUAGUUCAGGCAAUAUACGACAUGCUGGGCGCUUGUUCUUCCAAUCGGCCGGCCGACUCGGCCGAGGACCGGGCCAAGAACAUUUUUGCCAAGAUGGACGAAAACAACGACGGACAGCUGACGCAGGACGAGUUCCUCAAGGGCUGCCUGCAGGACGAGGAGCUUUCAAAGAUGCUGGCCCCCUAAGUGGUGUCCGCUGGACAUGUGUCAAAUUGUUGGCUGGGCUGCUGGAAAAAUGCCAAAAUUGUGUGUCGGCCGGCGAAGGCACCGAGUUAUGCGAAUGGCCAAGCCCCAAACACGACGGCCAGCAAUUUUCUCAAACCCAUGAAACACACACACACACACACACACACACACAAACACACACGCAUUACAACUACAUAAACACACACACAUACACAAACAUUUAUCCGCUAUAAGUAUAGAGAGUAAUACCUACGAUUAAAGCGAAUUAAACACGAGAAAAAUAUGAAGAAAACCAGAAGGGCAUGCAUCAAAAGAACAACUCUGGCAAAGAGUUUCUAGUCAAUCACAAGUUGUAAUUUAAUAUAAACACACUAGAUUUGCGGCUAUCAAAUGCUCUUUUUCGUUUUUCGGAACGCUGGUGGUUUGAAAAACAAAUCGAAUUUUGGUGCUCUGAUGUAUCUUUUUCGAUUGCUGGCAGUUAACGAGGGAAUUGUUAUAAAACAAACAUAAAACACACAACACUCGAGCGCACACACUGUACUUUGAAUAAUAUUAUUCGUGUUAUCAACAAAGGAAAAAAAUCAAUCAAAUUUUCUCUGAAUUGUACUGUAAUAUCACACAUUUAUUGGCAUAAAAUAACCUUUUUGGAAUGCGGGACGCGGUCAUUUUAAAAAAGAAUAAAAUUAUUAACUCGAAAUCAGUUGGCAUGCGGUCGCGGCCCACAUUCCGAAAGCGGUGGUUGGUCUAGGCGAGCGAGUUGAGCAGAUGGGGUGCGCUAGCCUAGACUUUUAAUUGCGACAUGUUUUGAUACUAAACUAAAAAUCCUAUAUCGUGUGCAAACCUCCCUAGCUAUUCACGCAUAUUGAAAAAUUGUAAUAAUUAUCGAACUUUUGGAUCGAAACAACGCGGUCUGAACGCGUGAGCAUCAUGUAGGAUCUGGACCAAUUUAAUUAAACGAAUCACGCUCUGCAGACCAGACAACGCAUUCCACUCAACAAAAGUCCAUUCAUUGUGUCUGAAAAUGUGUAUUUAAAGAAAGCAUUAAUUAUACGCGUAUUAUGUAUUUGUCAUUCUUAGGAUCUACGCAUUCAUGUUUUUUGGAUUGUGUGCUUGAAAAAUCUUCCACCCUGGCACUGGGUUUCUUUCUAUAGCUUUCCGAUCCUCAGCCACAGAACGUGUGUAUUUUAACUUAAAAAAAGCUGACUGAAAAUUCUUUCGGCCCAGGCUGCUUCUUCGGUGUUGCAUUUACAAGUUGAAAUUGCACGCGCACUUUUAUAUUUUUGUACUUCUCUGCAAAUAUUGUAAAAAUAAAGCAAUUAGAAGGUAUGAUGCUGAUACUGAUGAUGACGACGAUGAUGAAAUUAAAACAAACAAAGAAAAUACAAAACAAUUAAAAACCAAGAGUGAUCGAGGGUAACAUAAAUAGCUGACGAAAAGAAUAUGACUUGCACUUGAUGAACAUUUACUGUACUCAAUUAAUUGAUAAAAAAAAGCUGCUCGCUUGGUGUUUUACGAAUCGGUUGGCUCAUUUGUGUGUGUGUUUCCUUUUUCACUCUGCUCUAAUGUACGCAUAACAUACGUGGUGCGGUGCGCACAACGCACGCACCGCCUAUAGGACACAAACUCUGUCAAGACAUGUGAGAAUGGGAAUCUGGAGAGAUGUGUACGAUGUAAACUACUUUCUUAAACGAUUAUAUCAUCGCUAAUAAUACUUAAAAUUAAGGAUUAUCGAGUACGCGAUUAUUGCGUACGCAAAACGAAGCGAGAGAAAAGUUAUUCCUUUCACAUUCCUCUUGAUUUCCGCCGGUCAAGUUGCAAUUCUCCGCCAAAUCGCGUCCAAAGCGCUGCUCGUGCUGCUGUCCACGCGUCACUCUGGCCGACACCCAGGUGUCCAAGUUUGCAAAUCCAACUCGGACUACUCGGGGGUAAAACAGCGAGUUGCCGGUGGACAAUAAAUAUUUUCGCGACGAUGCUGGUCGGGGGCGACCGGCGCGACGCGGCUUUGCAGCUCAAUCGAACGGAAGAUAAUUCUUGAGUCGGCGGCUUGAGUCGCUUUCCCGAGUUUUGGCGGAGGCGUUGCGCCCAAACAACUUUUGGCUGUCCAAAUGAUAAUAUAGUAUACACAUCUAAGCCCUUGCUAGUGACUUUCCUAACUAAGUACACAAAAAAGAAAUCGAACUCUUUCAUUACGGUUAGUUGGCGCGCAUCUCCGCCAGUUCCUUUUCCGGUCCACUGGAGAUUCAAUCAAAUUGUCAAACCUGAUUUCGCCGAGAUUAUUAUAAAUGUAUGUUGUUGUAGCCUAUUGAGAUGCCUCUCGAAUGAUUUCAGCUGACACUUGAGGUGGACAAAAAUAAAUGUUUGCGAAAAAUUGAAGUGUCACUGCUUUUUCUGCCAAAAUGGUGCGGAUGUUUUCAUUCAAUCUUAUGACGCUCCCUGCUGCUUUCUGUUUUCGCUUUCAACUUACGAGACGAUGAUAAAAACACACGAGUGCUUUCCCCUUUUGCUAUAUUAUAUUGAUUCGGAGCAUCACCUGAUUGUACAGGGUAUGGUCAUCUACCUCCCUUGCCUACUCUCUUGUUAUUCUCCACACUUUUCACCUUUAUCUCUGAGAUAAAGAACGAUGUUUGUGAUUUUCGUGUUAUUAAUUAUGAGAUGUAUAGAGAACACAA